This is a messenger RNA of Linum tenue, 3681 nucleotides long. The record is from the annotation of a GenBank genome assembly. Lineage: Eukaryota; Viridiplantae; Streptophyta; Magnoliopsida; Malpighiales; Linaceae.
CGCGUGAAGACGCGAGAAACCGCCAAGCGAGUAGGCGAGAAAGAAAAGAAAACCUCUCUGCUAAUUCCUCCUCCUCCUCCAUCGCGACGACGGACCGGAAACCCUAACGGCGAUCCCGGACCAGUCCCUACCCCUUCAUUCCUCCGUCCUUCUCCGGCAUUCCCCCUUCGUCCCCAUUCCGCCGAAUUUUUCAUUUCUCCAGGUAUCCAAUCGCCGUAUUCCCCCAUCUUUUGAUUUCCUCAUUCCAUCUGUAACUCCGUCGGCGAACAAAUGGGUAUAGGAGAGCUAUCCCCCGAGUAUAGAUUAGGUUGAAUCUCGCUUGCAAUUGGUUCUUCUCCGUUUGAAUUUGAGUUAUUGGUGGGAUGAACUGAUUUCGCCUUGCGAAAAGAAAUGGAUCUUCGCGAAAGCGCCGCCGGCAGUGGAGCCUCCGAGCUACGGGAGGACAUGGAAUUCGACUCGCACGACGAAGCGUACUCGUCCUACAAAGAGUACGCGAGGUCUGUAGGUUUCGGGACCGCGAAAUUGAGCAGCAGGAGGUCCAGGGCGUCAAAAGAAUUCAUCGACGCCAAAUUCUCCUGCAUCCGGUACGGCAGCAAGCAGCAGUCCGACGACGCGAUCAACCCACGGCCGUCUCCGAAGAUCGGCUGCAAGGCGAGCAUGCACGUGAAGAGGAGGCAGGACGGGAAAUGGUACAUUCACAGCUUUGUCAAAGAGCACAACCACGAGCUCUUGCCCGCUCAAGCUCACUUCUUCAGGAGCCAUAAAAACAGUGCCACCGCCACUUAUCCCCUCGACAACGGCAGCGAUUCUCGCGUUCGUAGGAAGAAGAACGGCGGCAGCGGCUCUGGGUCCUCCAAAUUGUUUGGGGCGUAUCAGAAUUUGGACUGUCUCGAUGGCUACAUGAGGAGUCAGCACGAUAAAGGAAGGCGCUUGGUGUUAGAAUCAGGUGAUGCUCAGGUCUUGCUCGAGACGUUUACUCGGAUGCAGGAAGAGAAUCCGAAGUUCUACUACGCUGUUGAUUUGAACGAGCAGCACCAGCUGAGGAACUUGUUCUGGGUCGACGCCAAGGGAAUGGAAGAUUUCAACAACUUUGGUGAUGUGGUGUGCUUGGACACCACGUAUUUCACGAACAAGUAUCGGAUACCUCUGGUUCUUUUCGUAGGAUCGAAUCAUCAUGUUCAGCCGACAUUGCUUGGUUGUGGGUUGAUCGCUGAUGAGACGGUCUAUACUUUCGUUUGGUUGCUGCAGACCUGGUCAGUGGCUAUGGGGGAUCGAGGUCCGCGAGUUAUGCUCACCGAUCAGAGUAAUGAGAUCAAGACUGCAGUUGCAGCAGUCUUUCCGAGAACUCAACAUUGCUUUUGUCUCUAUUACAUCCUGGAGAAGGUCCCCCGGCAGCUCGAGUAUUUCAGCCUGUGGAAUGAUGCCUUCACUGUGAAGUUUCAUAAGUGUGUUUUUAAAUCAUGGACAGAGGAGCAGUUCGAGAAGAGAUGGUGGAAAUUGGUCGACAAAUUCCAUGUCAGAGAGGUGGAAUGGUUUCAGUCAUUGUACGAAGAUCGGCGACUUUGGGUGCCUACUUUUUUUAGAGAUGUGACCUUUGCUAGUCUCUCUGCAUACUCACGAGCCGAGAGCUUGAACUCUAAAUUCGACAAGUAUGUGCAAGGAGACACGUCGGUGAAUGAGUUUGUAGAACAGUAUAAAUCGAUUCUGGAAGACAUGUACGAGGAAGAAGCCAAAGCAGAUUUUGAUGCGUGGCAUGAGGUCCCCGAGUUGAAAUCGCCAUCCCCAUUUGAGAAGCAGGUGCAUCUCAUCUAUACACAUGAGAUUUUCAAAAAGUUCCAGCUGGAGGUUUUGGGAGCAGCAGCUUGUCAUCUGAAGAAAGAGAGCGAGGAUGAGAGGACUACCACCAUGGUGUAUGCUGUGAAGGAUUUUGAGGAUGAUCAGAAUUAUGUGGUGGAGUGGAAUGCUAAAGGAUCAGAGAUAUGUUGUUCGUGUCGUUCAUUCGAGUUUAAAGGUUAUCUGUGCAGGCAUGGUAUUGUAGUUCUUCAGAUGUCUGGUGUGUUCAGUAUUCCAUCAAAGUAUGUGUUGCAGAGGUGGACGAAUGCUGCUAGAAGUAGGAAGCCGGUUAGUGGGAAGUUGGAUGAAGUGCAGGAAAGGGUGAGAAGGUUCAAUGAUUUGUGUCGUAGAGCUAUAAUAUUGGGAGAAGAAGGGUCACUCUCCCAGGAGAGUUACAACAUUGCACUUUCUGCUAUUAGAGAGGGUUUGAAGCAAUGUGGGAGUGUGAAUCACUCUGGUGAAGAAGAGAAUGUAUCUGUCGAGAGAGAAUCUGAACCUCAGUUGGACAUUGUGAUAUCGAGCAACAAGGCUCCUCGAUUGUCAGAAACUGGAAAGGAGAAGGGAACCAAAGGAAAGCAGGUUGCUCAGUCGGGUGCUACUAAAAGUGUCAGAACACUGGAAGCUUUCAAUCUAGUGGAAAUGUCUGAUCUUAAUCCUGGGCAAUCACAGAGCAUGGUUCCGAAGCAACUCCAGAAUUCGGUUCCAAUGUUCUUCCAUACCUUGCCACCACCGCAGCUCGAUAGUGCGGCUCAUCUACAUCAGGCCGCUCGAUUUCACCGUUGACUUUCUUCAACAGGCGAAGAGCAAGUUGACAACUUUUUUGGGCAGAGUUGACCAACAUGGGACUCCAUUUUGCAAGCUAGAGAAUUAAGCUCGAGGCUCACGAUGUACAGUUCUUGCUCGAACGUGGGCUGUAGCCUGCAGGAUCUCGGGCUUACUCCGCGGCAUUUGAGGUCAGGUAGAUUAAGAUAAAGCUACCUCGUUUGAUAUCAACUAAUUGUACAUAUAUAUAUAUGCUAAUGUUGGCUGCAUAGAUCUCCUAGAGCUAACAUACCGAGCACGAAACACCAGCAAUGAUGGAUUUGGGUCACUAUAGUGUUGUGGCGAGUCGAUGUAAGUCGAGGCUGGAGAAAGAACUGCUGUGAAGGGUGGUCAUAUCAGUCCGUUUCGAGUCGAGUCGGUAUGGACUGGCUGCGCUUGAUCAGAAAGGCUAUAUAGGCUUAUAGCUAUGUCGACAACUGCAUAUGCCGUGUGGGGGAACUGCUGCAGCCAAGAGGGGUAAGAGCAUGUAACAUGCACUGAGCCGACCAUCGUAUUAAGCAAUUCAAUUUGGGGAACAUGGCCCCUGGAAAUCCUUCGCCUACAAAGGAUGGUCAUUGGUUACCCACUAGUUUCUCAAUCUGGUGACUCACAUGUGUAUUUUUUUUUGCCAGGUGUUGAAUCCAUUACCAAAUUUGGUGCUUGAUUUGUGGAGCGAGCUGAUCGAUGGAGAACUAAGUAAGGAAGGAAGGAAGGUUCUCACAAGAGAGAGAGACAGAGCAUGAAUGGAACUUAAGUGUGGUUAAAUCUCCAUGUUUAACGCCAUGUCUCACUCACCCUGCAUUAGGAAAAGAGCGAAAGCAGAGCAGGUUGCGGGAUCCUAGGAUUCUGGGUCUCCUCCUUCUCCAGGUUGACUUCGGAUUUCCUGUUGUUGACUCCCCCAGAUACUGCCUACUUUGUUUUAGAUAGGAUUUGUAGAUUCUUGCCUGGAAUCUUUUUUUUUUUUUUCCCUUCUUUUUUUGCAAAAAAUAUUGGCUAGUGGUUUGCGUUAUUCAAUUGAUGGUUGCUUAACUUAUCAUAUUAUGCUCU